This is a messenger RNA of Nelumbo nucifera (sacred lotus), 2175 nucleotides long. RefSeq names its product squamosa promoter-binding-like protein 7. The record is from RefSeq and is a predicted model, not a curated record. Gene Ontology annotation, molecular function: DNA binding. Gene Ontology annotation, cellular component: nucleus. Lineage: Eukaryota; Viridiplantae; Streptophyta; Magnoliopsida; Proteales; Nelumbonaceae.
GGGCGCUGUAAAUGCCCCCUUCCCUCUUCUGUCUUGUCAUCUCUCCUUUCCCCCCUCUCUCGCGCUCACACAGUCACUCAUCAUCUCCUUCCACUCCUCUCUCUCUCUAUUUAUUUCUCUCUCCUCUCUUCAGUCCUGUGUCCACCUGACUACUGACUUCUCUUUCCCCUUGGAUCAUUUCAGUCCACGUGUCCGGCCCCACGUCUCACCCUUGACCCCUUCCCUAGUUUCCUUUCCCCCACGAGACCGAGACCGAGACCGAGACCGAGACCGAGAGACCUCUCAACUCAACUUCUCCUGUAGGCUGUAUUCCCCUGAUUCCCACUCCCACGUAUCGCCUCUCCCCUCACUUAUCUCUCUCUCUCUCUGCUCUGCUCGUCUCUGCAGCCUUUUCUCUCCACUUGAACACUUCACGCCCAUUGGACCAUAACACAGAACGAGACACUUCCUGCUCGCCCUCUCUAUCAUUCUAUCUCUCUCCUUCUGCGUGUACAGCUUUUCCCUUAAAAGGACUUGACCUUACUGGAGGAGAACUCAACACUGAACAGCCAAGCAGCAGCGAACACCAAAACUGCUGCUCUUUGCCUCUCUUCCUCCUUACACUCACAGACAGAAAUAUAAGCAUUAAGCAUUAGUUUCUACUUUCAUAAAGACAACAAACAGAUCCCCACCAAUAGACUGUACUGCAGCCUCGUAGUAGAAAAAAAGAAAGAUAUAUUAAGGAGCAACAAGAGGACGCGAGAGAGAGAGAGAGAGAGAGUGAGGAGGGUGAUGGAAAAUGGCGGAAAUGGAUUAUUCAGCGGCAAUGGAGGAAGUGGCAGAGGGCAAAAUAGUAAUAACGUCAAUCACUCGUGGGAUAUUUGGGAGCUGGGGACGUCUCGGUUCGAUUGGAGCAACAACUCUUUCAACGCAGACGCUGUAACAACGACAACAACGACCGCAGUAGCAGCAGCAGCAGCAGCAGCGCAUGCUAUAAUGUUUCCUCACCAGGGGGACAAUGCGCACCACCACCACCACCUCCACCACUAUCCGUCUCUGUACGCCACUGCGGCUUCCCACGUGCACCCUGAUCCCCAUCUCGCCUGUUUGAAGUUAGGCAAGCGACAUUACUUCGAGGACGGUACGCCGUUGGGGGAGCGCCACGUACCUGGCUUCCCCAUCGAGAAGAGGGGCAGAUCCUAUGAUGUCGGCGUUGGUGUUGGCGGUCCGUCGUCGUCGACAACCGCGGCCGCUACUAUUGCUGCUGCUGGAAUGGGAUCCCCGGUAGCGGUGCCCAGGUGUCAGGUGGAAGGCUGCCAUGUCGCGCUUUUGAAUGCCAAGGAUUACCACCGGAGGCACAAAGUGUGCGAGAUGCAUUCCAAAGCGCCUAAGGUGGUGGUGCUUGGGAUCGAGCAGCGUUUCUGCCAGCAGUGCAGCAGGUUUCAUGUGGUAUCAGAGUUCGACGAUUCAAAAAGGAGUUGCAGGAGGAGAUUAGCUGGUCACAACGAGCGAAGGAGGAAGAGCUCUAAUGAUUCUAUUUCCAGGAACCAAUCUCAAGAACAAAAAUCAACGGGUGGAAGAUUCUCGUGCAUAUCAUCGUCGUCAGGACGUGCUCUCUCUCUUCUGUCAUCCAAGUCUUCCUCCUGGAUUUCUCCAUCUGACCUCUCCUCUCGGUCUAGUGCUGCACUACGCGAGUUGAUUGCAGAGAAUCGAGCAGCAGCCCUCGCCCGGCAGCUCUUUUUGGACAGGGCCUGGCACCACCAUGCGAUGGAUGAGUUGGGUGGCACCCAACCAGGAAUAGUGCCUCACCCUCACCAACACCAACCAUUCCCGGAAUCAACCGAGUGGAACAAAUUCCAAGACGGUGAUGCCCAUGUGACAUUAGACCUGAUGCAGAUGCCAAGCUCGCCUUUCGGCUUCCUACCUGGCAAGACAAAGUCCAAGGAAGAGGAGGAUGAAUGCUGUGAGAUAUGGAAGUCUUUGGAGGGAACUCAUGUCAUCUGAAGUUCUUUUUUCAUUUGUUUAUUGUUUUUUCUGCUUCCUUCUUAAUCGUCACUGUUUGCUUAUUGUGUUAUGUUCCUACUUUCAUUCGGAAUUUCUGAUGAAGUCUGAACUUUGAACCACAUUGCAUCUGAUGAAAGAAAGGGGGUUCAGAGAAGGGACUUUCCAUAUACAAGAUGUGAUUUAUCAUGUGUC